Messenger RNA from Funneliformis mosseae, 402 nucleotides. Lineage: Eukaryota; Fungi; Glomeromycota; Glomeromycetes; Glomerales; Glomeraceae. The record is from the annotation of a GenBank genome assembly.
AUGAGUUUCAGAUCUAGAAGGAAACCUAAUGCUAAAGCAUAUUGUGUUUUAACCAGAUGUCAAAACAAAACUCAUUUCUAUGCUCGAUUUCUACCUAAAUAUAAAGUGUUUUAUGGCAAUGAAUGUGUGGAUUAUACCUAUAUACCAGCCACUCCUGAACAAGCAGAAAAAAUAAACAAAGCUUUACAACCUAACCAAGAUAAUGUUAUUGCUGAAAAAAGCAAAGUAGUUGCUAAAUUACAUAAUAAAAUGUCACCUGGAUAUACUAAUACAGUUAUUGAUGUUAAGAAAUAUACACAAGAAUUGAUGAACAAAUUCGAACAAAAGUUAAACUGUACUAAUUUUUAUAUUUCCAUGCAAUUGGGAAAAGAGAAUAAAUUGAUGAAUGAAAGAGAAAACUAG